Messenger RNA from Cyprinus carpio (common carp), 4098 nucleotides. RefSeq names its product ephrin A5a (gene efna5a). Gene Ontology annotation, molecular function: ephrin receptor binding. Gene Ontology annotation, biological process: regulation of actin cytoskeleton organization; ephrin receptor signaling pathway; regulation of cell-cell adhesion. The record is from RefSeq and is a predicted model, not a curated record. Lineage: Eukaryota; Metazoa; Chordata; Actinopteri; Cypriniformes; Cyprinidae. Gene Ontology annotation, cellular component: plasma membrane; external side of plasma membrane.
ACCAAUGAGAAAGAGAGCGAGUUCUGGAACUGUACCGUCUCUCUCUCUCUUUCUGAGACAGCAUGGCUCAUGCACCCUGACCAACUCAGCUGCCUGGAAGGUUACUGUUGUGGACUAUAUCUUACCAUUGAAUCUUGAAUACGCUGAAACCUUUGUGCGUUUCGUCCAGAAAGAUAGCUUUGUUUCCUGAUCCUAACCAGAAGACAGCGCUUCAGGACAGCGUCUACAUAAAUUCAGUUUAUAAACGUCAAGGUCUGACCAUACAAACAGAGCGCAGGUCUUCAUUCACAUGUUGGAGAAUGAGGUGCCAGUGGACAUACGCUGUUGUUUUCACUCACUCAAACUAACUACACUGACCAACCGCGCUGAAGAUCUUAAGUCUUUUGGAAUGAGAAGUGAAUAUUCAAAGGACCUGAAAUUUGUCCAAUUGUUUUAAGUCGAUAAAUCGCAAGAAAGGAUGUGCUUGAGAUGAACGCCUUAUCAGACUGGACUACUGACAGACAGCGAGCGCAUUAACCGGCUUCUUAAUAUCUUAGUAUUCUUCUAAUAAUUUACAUGUUACUGUGACUCUUUAAAGGACUCUGUCAUUCCUUGCACUGCGGUCGUAUAGAUCUGUUUUCAUCUUUUUUACAAUAAAAGAAACAUAAUUUAAAGAGAACAAAUUCCACGCGUGGGAUAUUCAAGGAAAAGCUGACGGGUCGCGCAGUUCUUUAUCACCGGAACGCUGUGUCGAAGGGAGCUGUGACUGAAACUUUCAGAAAUGCCGCAGGUGGAGAUGUUUUAUUUUGUGUUGAUCAGCCUGUGGAUGUCUGUGUUGGGCCUGGAACCGGCGUCUAAGGUUGUGGCGGAUCGCUACGCUGUCUUCUGGAACCGAACAAACCCAAGGUUCUACCGAGGAGACUACCACAUUGAUGUAUGCAUUAACGAUUAUUUGGACGUAUACUGUCCCCACUACAUGGACACGGUCCCUGAGGAGAGAGCGGAGCGCUACGUCCUCUACAUGGUCAACUAUGACGGCUACAGCUCUUGCGACCACACGGCGAAAGGUUUCAAACGCUGGGAGUGCAACCGGCCUAACUCGCCCAACGGGCCGCUGAAGUUCUCCGAGAAGUUUCAGCUUUUCACACCGUUCUCACUGGGAUUCGAAUUUCGGCCAGGCAGAGAAUAUUACUAUAUCUCCUCUACAGUCAGUGAAAAUGGGAGACGGAGCUGCUUGAGGCUGAAAGUUUUCGUCAGACCUUCAAACAACUGCGAGAAAGGUCAUGAUCGCGUUGUCAAAGUCGAUGAUGGAAGCAUCAACUCUAUAGAAAAUAAUAAUGACGGAACGAAUCACGAAUCUGCCGAACCAUCCCGAGGUGAUGUCAACGGCGCCGGAAGCAUUCAAACUUUAGGGCCCUUGUUGGUCUCAGCGCUGGUUCUUUUGGCUUCCCUCUCCUCCUUAUAGCAUCCCACAUCCCUGAAAUACACAGGAGGACUCGUGAUCGAGCACUUUUAAGAAACAUUGAGAUCUUUCUCUCCGCUAAAAAGUAGUUUCUCGCACAGGAAAAUGCUCCUUUGGCGAUACAACUGGAAGGUUUUCAAUGAACAAAAGCCCCACCCAUGAAGAAAAAAAAAAAGAAAAACACAAAAAAACCCACUAAACUGUGACACGCACACAAAAAUAGGUCUGUGUCCUUUCGGUGCCCCUAUGUGACGUUGGAGAGGGACUUGUAAUUGGGGGCAGAGCAAGAAAAUUACUCUUUUUCAAAUGACAAAGACCGCUUUCAGUGUUGCCGUCCAGAAAAGAGAAGUCUUAUAACAGAGCAAGAGGACUGUCUGAGGGAUCUCUCCACGUGCAUUGUGGGAAAACGUCGUCACUAUAUGGACUCAACUGCUGACUCUACUAGAUAUCAAGGCAAAUUGCCUGAUAGCAUCCCUUGUAUAGAGGGAGAGCAGGGAGCUUUUUAAUAUCUCAACCGGAGUAGUCCACAUGGACUCAGGUGCUCAGGUGAACGGUGACCAUUUUGAAGCGUUUUCGUAGAUAAAGGAAAAAGAUAAGCACUCGUUUUGUACAUUGUGUACAGGUGUACAUGGGACUGAAAUGCAGAUGUGGUGUUCUUGAAGUAAAAUUCUCAAGUGUAGCUGCCAAAAUCAAUGUUUUGUUAGGAGUACAGAGCCUCACCGAUCAAUCGUUUGAGUGAAUAUACUAAUUUGUUUGGUGAAUCAUGCUUUUCUUAUUUAUUGUUCAGUCUUAGUGACACUUUGUUGUACUAGUCAUCAGCCAGGAUUCAGGAGAAAGGAACACAAAUGCCUAGCUGCAGUCAACUUACCUUUGAUUUAGACGAAUAACAACCGUAUAACUUAUGAUAUGGGUUAAUGGGUUAAUAUUUUAGCAAGUCAAUCAUUGAAAUGAUAUCAGGGGGAAAAAACAGUAGUACGUUUCCAUAUCAUGUCUGUCAGGGGUCACGUCGCUCAUUGAAGGUGUCCAUUAUCAUGGAUAGAAGGGAGGAAAUUGUUUUGCACUCAUUUUGUAAAUGUCUUUUUACCCAAGAGUAAUCAGUAUGAACAGCAUUAACAUUUUAAUUCGGUCAACAAAAUGAGCUCAUACCUUGCCAAUUGAAUUGUUAAUUAUGUAAAAACUAUUUUUUUCUAAGCGUGAAGUGAAAGUAAUGAAAUUUUUUCCUUGAAACGAAUUCUCACAUGAAUUUUCUUUUGUCAAAGUGCAUUUCAACCGUGCUGUUUGUAUUUAUUUACUUUUUUAACACGGAGCCAUGCACAUUAAACGCUCAUCUGGGAUCUACUGAAACAGUAGCGGAGCGCUGCUUCCACCCCGGUGGCAGCUGACACCCUAACGUGAUUUAAUAGGCUCUUUGAUGUUGUCCAAAGUGCCUGGCACGCAGACCACAUACUGCGAGGCCUCAUGUGGGUUAUUUCUGGAAUUAAAAAAUCGACAGCAGCACGGGAGGAGCGCGGUGUCCAGUUUAGCCGCAGGCUAGCGUUACUCUGGUGAACUUGGCCAGAGAUGGAGAAAGAUGAGAUCUCCUGCUGGGAUCAAUAGUAAUGGCCUUUACAGACACAAAACAGGGUAAAUAUUUGCCCCGGUCCUGGUUUUCCUUGAAUGGUUUUCAUGUUUUUCAUUCACAUCUACUUAUUGAUAGCUUGGUAAGCAACAUAAAGGUAGCUUUUGACUUUAUGUGGUUAAGUUUGGCUAGCUACUAUGGUUCUUUUAAAAUGAUAACACAGGAGCACAUGGAUGCUAUGUAUCCGUAUGUUGUUUAGCAAAUCAUAUUAUAUAGUUAUUUGGAACCACUGGUACAAAAGAAAUAAGAGAUAAAUUAGGAGCUAAGAAAUAAACCAGUUUGAAAGUCAUAAUAUCAAAUACAUUUGUUAAUGUUUUCUGGAAGUAAAUGCAUUUGCAAACAGAAUACUUUUUAAAUGUACCUUUUUUUAUUUUGAGUAAUAUUUAAUGGUUCAGUAAAGACAAUUAGGAAUUUGUGCUGGUCAAUUCUUAAAAACACUGCUGAAUUGUCAUUGCUAAAUGCUUAAAAACCCAUGUACAUUUUUUUUUAAAUCUCCUGUGGAACAUUUUAAAGUCUGCAAUGUUCUGUUGUUGCACCAUGAAAAGAAAUGCUGUCGUCCAUUUAUUGUCAUGGGAACAAACCUAGAAGGCCAUUUUUAGUAGGUUUAAUUCAGGAAACAUUAUUUUUUUGUAAAAUGACUGCAGGAUCUGUUUUUGUCCAUAUGCAAAACUUGAGGUUUUAAGAAACGAGGUCUUGUUGAACCUGGGUUUUUCACCACAAGGCAGUUGUGUUCCUGUAGUCUCUCAUCGUCUUUGUCUCAGAGAAUAUUUCUUCAGUGUUAGACAUAAUUUUUUAAUUCUUUCCAAAUCUGCUUCUUCAUACAGCUGUGAAGACCAUGAUAUCUAAACCACCAUUUCCCUUAGCUUCUUGGCUGUGUUGCCUAAAUAUUAGACAUUUGCUGUGACGUUUCUGACGGUACAGCGCUGACUUGCAUUAUGAUAUGACACGUUUUUAUAUCUUCAAAUGCCAUUGUUUGUAAAUACACUUGCUGGAGCAGCUCAAAUAAAUGAUUAAAUAAAUUUGUCAUUGUUGUAAGAAA